CUACAGCCCCUCCAUACACCCUCCCAAACACUCAGCACCAUAGCGCAUCCUCAGGAAAUUAGUGUUUUCUCCUGGUUUAGAUCUUGCAACCUCCUCACAAACUUGCAAUACGUUUCCAGUUUACUGACAGUUAGCUCUGGCUGCUAAUGGCCAAUAGUAGCUGUCCAGAUUUAUAAAUAGUUGAGAGGCUGUUUGUUUCAUCCAUCUGACACUCGACACCAAAGGAUUUCACAGACCCACAUGCUAGCCCGAGUCCUCAUUCUGGUCCCCCAUGGUGGACACUCUCCCUGGGACAACUCCUCUAUUUCUGUCUAGUCUCCAGCCCGAGUCCUGCUUGCGGCUCAGAGACCUGAAAGUGGACUACAUAGAGGGGCUUUUUGGAUUUCUGAGAGCUGGAGCUGUGAGAGGGGACAGAUCAGAUCAGCGUCAAAGGCUUUUUUAAAGAGAUGAAACACUUUUGAGGAGUUUACAACAAGGCGCAAAUUAUGGAAUAUAAAACUCAAAGGAAAACAACAAACUCUGGGAUUGUUUUGGAGACAGGCCAGCUAAAUGGCAUGAUGCCGUAGGAGCUACUGGCUUUACAAAAUCCUGACCCAGGGCCCUAAAUUCUGGGUGCAGCAGCUCCAGCACCAGGCAGAGUGUGUAAUUUUGAGGUCUAUGUUUGCAUGAAUGUUUGAACAACUGAAGGCAGACAUUUUUGUUUGCAAUUCUGCAUCAUGACCUCCGUUGAGAAGCGCCGCUCUGGCCGAAAGAGUGGCAGGCAUCGAAGGCACAGCGAUGGAGGCUACAGCGACACCUCCAGCGGUGGGUCCUUCUUGGAUGAGAAUGACCGUGAGGUCUGCAGUCUGACAGACAGGGCAUUCAGGAGUCUCUGUAUCGGCGAUGAAGCUGUUUAUAAUGACUCAGACCUAAGUCUGUCUUCACCCUGCACUCAGAGAGACAGACAGCUGGCCUUUAGCCAGAGCGGACAGGACAGAGAGGACGGAGAGGACAGAGAAAGGGAAGAACUUAAGAGAGCUGCACGUGAGAACUUCAGCCUCAAGGUGCAGCAGUAUGGACAGGACUGGAGCCAUGGAAGAAUGUAUGGAGGUGAGAUUCACAGAGAUCCACAAUGGGAGGUUCAUGGAGAAAGGACACAGGGGAGGAUUUCUGCCACAUUCCAGCACUCCGUUGUGGAAACCUCUCAAAAGGAAACAUCUUUAAAGGAGGAACGGCUCAACUUUCUCAGCAAUGGAGCCACAGAGUUGAGUUCACAGCAACGCAAAAGCAACUCCAGAGUUUCCUCUCUCAUCAGAGCAUUUAAUUCUGAGCGAAACAGGGAUGGAGUAGGAAUGGAUGACAAAAUCAGAGAGUGGAAAGAUGAGACGAGCUGGGACAAAUCAGCUCUAAUGAGUAUCCAGAGGGAACUUUCUGAAUUCUCUACAUCAUACCAGCAAAAUUUUCACAGCAGUCAUUUCCCCUCUUCUGGUUCAUUCUCAUAUGGAGACAACAACCUCCACUCCUUUGGAUCUGAUGUAGCAGCAGUGUCUCACAGUUCUGCAUCUUCUUUUAUGAGAUCUUCACACAAUAAACAGAGCAUGUGCACACAGGUCAACUGCAACUCUAAUGUCUUUAUACACAGCGAGUUUAGUCCCUUCAAGGUGUGGAGGGACCAUAACAGGUUUCCCUUCCAGCAAGGACAAAUCUCAGGCUUUAUGCACCGUUCCGAGUUCGCUAAAUGGUAUGAGACACCUAUGUACAAGGAGCCUUCACAGAUGGGUCAACCACAGGGUCAUUAUACAGGUAUCAGACGGCCAAGGAGUAACUUGGCACCCAUGAUUUCACCAUCUCUUCCACGUUCCACCUCGACAUCUACAGUGCUACAGAACGCUUCAGCUGUGGAGAAACGCUGUGAGUCAGAGUUGGCAGGUAAUUACCCUCACAGAAAAAGAAGCCAGAGUGUGGGAACCAACAGGCUUCCGUCCCAUCGCCCAUCGACUGCAUCACCCACCAUUGAGAUGUCUCGACGUGUGAGGGACACCAUCAGCUCUGUCAAAGCCCUCCAGCAGAAAAUCAAAAUGAUGGCAGAGCAAAAUAUUACUACGGAAGUGACAGAAAACCAACAAACAGUACUUUACAGAAAAGAAAAUGUAAGUCUUGGCAAUAAUGCAGUAACAGUGGCACCUAACGCUAUUGGCAGUAACACAAGCACCACGCCAUUUAACAUCAGCCAGCUGCUGACACCUCUGGUCCAUGCACAUCAAGAAGCUGUUUCUUCUGAUCUCCAACAUUAUGCAACUUCUCCUCAACCUGUAGAGCAUUCUCCAGUACGAGCUGAAAGCAGGGGUGUGACUCCCGACAUUAGGAUGUCCACCUACAAAUCCAGAGCCACGAGUCUGCUCUUCAAUCUCAAAGACAACAGAAAACGAGUAAAAAGCACCUACAGUCCUACCAAAUUUAAAGCAGCGGAGACGUCCGAGAACAACAAACAGCCACCAACGCACGAGCCUAGAGAUACUGUGAUAGAUAUCCCUGAAUUUCCAGAUUCAGAAAUUCAAUUUUCACAGCUACAAGAAUCCAGCAGGACAAAUGCUGCUAUGAACCAGUAUCGCAUCCCAGAACUGUCACUUACAAUGUCAAAUUCUCAACCUGUAAUGGCAACUACAGGCCAAUAUGCAGAAUACUCUUUAAGCGAUUACCAGAGAGCUCAGAUGCAAGCCCAGAUGGUUCAUCACUCUGGGUUUACUGGAUUUUUACCUGAAAACUACACCGGCAAUAAGCUGGCUAAUGGACAGAAUCUCCAUGAAGAUUUAGCAUCAUUUGCUCCCUAUAGGCAGGAUACUAUGGCUGAUGUAGGAACUUUGGGAGGGGCUUUAUACACACAUAAAACACCUUAUUCAGCUACAGAAACACCAAGGCUAAAUGCUGACAACAAUCAAAGUGGAGAAUAUUUAAUAAGCAAGCCAAACAUUGAACAACCUUUUAAUGAAACAGUGGGAAGGCUAUUCACAAAGGUGGAGAAAUGUGAGCAGCUCAAACACAACAAACAUGAUUACAGUAAUGUCUCCUUACAGGAUAAGUGGAGGCAGACAAACAGCCAAGAUACAGAAAAGCUCAGCAUGAAUGCAACUAUCUCUCCAUGGAAACAAGAAACAGCUACUUUAAUGGAAAAGACAAGGCAAGAAAGUCACCAGGACAAAGGAGUGCUUCAAACACAUUCUGGAUGUAAUGAGAAAACUGAUUUGAAAGAUCAUUAUUUUAAACAGGAUUAUAACAAAUAUAAUGACAAUGAAUGUAUAAGCCAUCAGAUGUUUUCUUCUGCUAAAGACAAACAUAUAGGCAUGGGUGAAACAAGUCAAAGAAAACAAUAUAUGCAAAUUCCAAGGGGACACGAGGUCCAGAGUCUUCAGCCUUCAGAAGUGAAACCACAGUCUGAACAUAAUAUACACAUAAAUUCAUUUAACCCAGACAAAACAUCUGCCCCCCAAAUAGCAGAGCAGAUGACGGAGAGACAGUUUGCUGAGGUCAAGGCUAAACAGGUCAUGGCAGAACAUAUAAAAUCCCACCACACCCAGGCAGAGGUGGCAAAAGUUCAGCAGGGGGCUCAAGUGGAGCAGCCUAAAGCAGAGCCCUCUAAGUUAAUUUUAGCAGGGCAGAAUGAUUCGCAGAAAGACGCAGCAGAGCGGGUCAAAUCAGGACUAAUAAAGGAGGAGAGAGGGAAACAACCCCAAGCAGAACAUAUUAAAGAAAAUAAAGAGGAGAAGAUAAAAGGAGAACAAACAAGACAGUUCAGAGAAAAACAACCAGAGCUUGCCAGAGAGGAGCAGACAAAGGCUGAACAAACCAGAGUACACGAGGUAAGAGAUGAGCCAAGAAAUAUCACAGAGGAAGCAAGAGCUGAGCACAUUAAAAAGGAGCAGGGUAAGCAGGUCAAAGCGGAACGAGCUGAAACAGAGAAGCUAAAAGAAGAGCACAUAAAAACUGAACUGGCAAAAACCGAGCAGGCUUGGCAGACGAGAAUAGAGGAAGCUAAAACUGAACAGGCCACAGAAAAUUGGAUCAAUGUAGCACAAGUCCAGCAAAUGGAGGUAACCACUGAACAAGUUAAGAAAGAGCAGACAGAAACAGAACAAUCUGGAACAGAAAAGGUUAAUGUAAAAACGGCUGGGGUGGAAAAAACAGAGCAUGCAAAAGAGCAGCAAACUGAAGCAAAAGAAGUGAAGACAAAUGUAGCUGAAGUGGAGAAGAUCCAAACAGACCACAUUAAAGCUGGGAGUUUCCGAAAAGCAAAGGAAGUAAAAGCUUCAGUUCAUGUGAAUAUAGAGCAGUCUACAACAGGAACAAGCACAACGCAAGAUGCUAAACCUGAAGUUGGAAAAGCAGAAUGGGCAAAGCAGGAGCGAGCUAAAGCAGAGCUUAUAAAAGCAGAAAGCAUGCAGGAAAUGUCAGCUAAACUCACAGCUAAACUAACGGCUGCACAACUGGUCAAAAGUGAGCCAGAUAAAGUCAAGCAAGUCAAGACCGAGCUAGCUAAAGCUAAAGCAGAGUUAGCCAAAAUAAAAGAGAAAAUGAGAUGUGAGCAAAAAGAGAAAGGCAGACAUGCCAUCAUCAUAAAAGAGGAUGGCACUUCAAAGAACGAUGUUCCUUCAAAGUUAAAUAUAAAUGAAAAAGAGAAUUACUUAAAGAAAGAUAAGGAAGUUCAAAAGCGUCACCAGGAAGAAACAGUUAUCAGAAAAGAUAAUGAUCAAUCCAGCAGAGGCAGUGAUGAUUAUGAACAUCUGAGAGAGAAAUAUGGCUGUACUAACAGAAUUUCAACAGACAAAAACAAUUCAUCAGUGACAGGGAAUGUCUUAUUAAAUGGUCCUUGUGAAAAUCAAGUUUUACCUCCUAAUAAAGUUGAGAAAGUAAAUAAGGAGAAAUCAACAGAAGAACACAGUCCUACAAGCAGAUUUAUCACAGCUAACCAAAAAAAUAUAGAGGAAGUAGGUGGCUUUAAAUCCAGUGAAGUCUCUGAAAGUCAGCCUGUUUACAAUGUGUCAGCCAAAGAAUCCAAAUUACCCAGUGCCAAUUAUUCUGUAACUAAUGUAAAUAACAGAGCAAAUUUUGACACUGUUAGCGAUAACAUGAAGGACAACAGUGUUGAAAAAUUGGAAAAAUGCACCCCUGUGAAAGACACUGAGGUUUCACAGCAAAGAGAUUCUGAUUGGGUGAAACUGCUACCCCAUGAAAGGAAACCUAAGUCAGCUGAGCACAAUGUAGGCCCAAGUAAAGAUCAGCAUUUUAUGCCUCCCAAAUCACUGUCUCAUAAAGAAAGAGCCAUGACCAAGCAAGAGAUUCUGACUUCCAAGAUAAAAGCUCAUGCUGAAAAGGAAAUUUCAGCAAUUAAAGAAAAGGGCUGUGCUAUACGAGAUGGAUUCAUAUCCAAAAAUUCUUCCAAGCAAUUAGCUUGUAGUCAGACAGUUAAGAUACGACAGAGGCCGCCAUCGCAGGAGGCGUCUAAAAAGCAUGAAAGUAUAAUGCCCAGUAAUGCAACACUGAAACCUCAGAUGGGCUCUUUAGGAGUACAGAUGGACCGUGUCAAGUCUGUUUCACCUUCAAGCUCUGCUACUAUACCAGUUAAAUCUACAGCAACCACCACUCAUAAUAUCAUGAGCACAACUGAAUGCUUGCUACAAAAUCAAAAGCUGGAGUCCAAACCAAUGCAAAAUAAAGAGCAGCCACUCACGAUCAACCAAGAAGAACAGAAAGCAGUUCAUGCAGAAAUAUCUGGAAAACCAAAAGAUGGAGGUAAAGACUCUUCAGAUAUAAAAGCUGACAUUCCCAACAAAAAGGAAGAAGAUCCUGCAGACGCCACCUGUGUCAAAACUGCAAGCUCCAAACCUGUGAUGACAGAAAAGGCUGAAAGUAAAGAAGAAGCUUAUGUAGACUUAGCACCUUCACUAAACAUUGUCUUUGGUCAGAAAAAAGAACCUGCAGCUGAUCAUAGCUUGCAGAUUAUGGGAAUAAUGGUAACUGUACACGAAAGAAAGCCAACUGUGAACACUGGUCAAGGGAAUAACAAUGCUCAAAACCAUCUGAAUGUAACAGAGAAAGAAAACAACAGUUCAGAACUGGAUAAGUGUUCUCCCAACUCAUGUCUAGAAUUAACUGAAAGAAACACAUCUUCAAAUGAGGUCAUAAAGAAAAAUAACACGCAGGAAACAGAAGAUCAGGCUAAAUUUGUUAGAGAAAGUCAUCCUGAAAAUGUGCAAGAAACACCACUCUCGGAAGCAGUAAAGAACAAUAUGAAGAUGUGUCAGGAAAGGACACAUCCACAGCAGGAUGGUUCUACUAUGAAUACAAAACCUCAGGGGGAAACACAGCCAGAAACCUUGACCAAAAAAGGUACCAUCACUGUACCCGCUAAAAAUACAGUGCCAGGUGAAACUCAACCCCUUCACCACAAAGAGGACAUAAAAGCAAGACAAGGAAAGGAUCACAACACAGAUAAAAUGCUAAGAGAGAGGACAGAUGAAGAGAAAAAUCCACAAAAAGUGCAAACAGCUCAUAGCAAUGAGAACUUAGCUGUCCCAACAGUGAACACUGGAAUCAACAACAUGAAUGAUGCUGAAAUGCUGAUAAAGCAGGUCGCUAAGCAAGUUCUGAAAGAAGAUAUGACAAAUGUGGACAAUCAGGCCAACAUCAGCAAUGUAGAUGGCAAAACAGCACCGCUACUUGAGGAAAACAAACAUGACUCUAUAGUUCCAAAAAUGUUAAACACCAGUUCUUCCAACAAGUUAUUCAAAAAUGAAAACACACAUGGAUCACACAAAUUUCAAUAUAAUGACAACCAAAUCAGGGAUAAUAAAAAAGAGAACGAUAACGUGCACAUUGACAGCAUCGCCAUCAGAGUUGUACCAUCAGUAACUGAGACGGAUAACAUGGCGAUAGUUGGAAAAGAAGAUGGUGCAACUUUGCCAUUUGAUCGAGUGCAAGCUAAUAAAGAGAAAGAAGUUACAUCAUCUAGUUGCCAAGAAAAAGUUAUCACUUUAAGCACAGAAGAACAAGCAUGCACUGAGAGAUCUAGUUCUGAUGACACACAUGUGCUGUCCAGUGUUAGAAAACUGUCUGAUUCGCUGAAAUUUAGCAAUCAACAGAAUAGCAACAAUGCAACAAGCGAGAAUACUCAAUCUGAGAAUGAAGAGCUUGAAAAAGUAAAGAAAUGUGAGGAACUGGUGGGUGAAUCAAGUGAACAACAAGCAAAUGGAGACUACUUUCAAGUACAAGGGAUAACAGAAACCAGUAAUGAGCCACAGUACAAUAGCAAAACUGAUAGAGAUGCAUCAGAGGGAAGGGGACUUCCAGGGUUACCACCAAACAGAACAGCUGCCAGCAAUGAAACACACAAUGAAGGAAAGAUUGAAGCCUUUGUGUUCACUGUGGAUCAAAGUAAAAGAAAAACAACCGAUUCAAGUACAGUUCAAGAUGAAGAUGCUAAAAGGAAAAAUUGGGAAGCAGAAGAUAAGCUAGAAUCAAAACAGACAGACAGAUCUAGGAAGAGAUGGAAUAAUAAUGAAAAUGCUAAGGCAGAACAAGCUAAUCACAUUAGAAAACAAACUGAGAACCACUCCACUGUAUCGGCAACCGAAAGACAAAGUUCAAGAAAUUCAUUCCCAGCAAGGGAGAGCACAUUUCAAGAAAAACCUGAAGUUAAAACAAAACCAAAAGGAAAGCUAUCCACAACACCAGAGAUAUCAGCAAUUGCAGACUAUGCAAGGUUAAAAGUAAUUGUUUCAGAGGACAGAGAAGCAAAUACUUUUCAGGAAUACCCACCCAACAAAAAGGAAGGAUUCUUUCCACUAAUACAGACCCGUCAUAGCAGACGUCCUGUGUUUACUACUGACCCACAUGAGAACUCUGUAAAAGAGAAAAGUUUGCCAGAUAAGACAGAAAUGAGUGCUAAGGUGAAUAAAGUACCCAAACUACUAGUAUUUCCAAUCACAGACAAAGAGCAUCAAAGAACAGGGAUGUUCAAACUGGGAGAAAAAGAAAGACAAGAUUCCAAAGUGAAGGAAAGCCCGGCAGACAAUGCAGCAAAAUACACCCAACACAAAGAAAGGAACCAUUCACCAAAAACUCAGACAAUACAAAUAUCUGAAGCUGGCUCCCAAAAGGGAUGCCAAGAAGAUCAAACCGUUUGUCAGCCAAAUAGUCAUUCUUUGCAACCAGCAACAUCAUCUUUUGUAGUUAACGACUCUCUACAUCCAACCAUGGAGCAAAUGCGCAACAGGAAAGAAAAUUUUACUCAACAAAUGCAAGAUGGGAGAUUUGAAAAACAUCAAAAUAAAGACCUGGGGCCGAAGACUGACGAUGAGAGGACAGAAAAACUAAAAGAAGAAAGUCUUGAAACUCAGCAUGGAAUAAUCAUAGCAAAGCAGCAGCGUACGAAAAAACAAUUAGAAGAAGAGCAAGCAUUCAUGUCUGAAGAGAUAAAAAGAGAAGAAGACAUGAAAAUAAAGCAUAUAUUGGAUGAGAGUAGAGCUUCUCUGGCUGAAGAAGAGAGGAGAGCCACUCAGAGAGAAGAGGAGAGGAGAGCAAAAGAGCGUGAGGCCGUAGCUAUUAAGAUCAAGGAGAGGCGAGAGAAGCAGAGGGAAGCAGAGAGAUCAGAUGAAGAAACAAAAUUCAAACAGAAAGAAGAGGAUAUUAGAGCAGAACAAAGAGAAGAAAAAGUGAGAAUGAAAGAAAUUGAGGAAAAGAAGAACAGAAGAAUAGAGGAGCAACAGAGAGCUGCACAAGAAGAGCAACAGAGGAAAGCUGCAGAAGAAGAGCAGCAAAAAAGAGCUGCACAAGAAGAGCAACAAAGAAGAGCUGUGUAUGAAGAGCAACAAAAAAGAGCUGUGCAAGAAGAGCAACUAAGAAGAGCACAAGAAGAAAAACAGAGAGCUGCAGAAGAACUGAAAAGAAGAGCUGCACAAGAAGAGCAACAAAGGAGAGCUGCACAAGAAGAGCAACAGAGAAGAGCUGUGUAUGAAGAGCAACAAAGAAGAGCACAAGAAGAAAAACAGAGAGUUGCAGAAGAACUGAAAAGAAGAGCUGCACAAGAAGAGCAACAAAGGAGAGCUGCACAAGAAGAGCAACAAAGGAGAGCUGCACAAGAAGAGCAACAAAGGAGAGCUGUGUAUGAAGAGCAUCAAAGAAUAGCACAAGAAGAAAAACAGAGGGUUGAAGAAGAAAUAGCACAAGAAGAAAAACAGAGGGUUGAAGAAGAACUGAAGAGAAGAGCUGCACAAGAAGAGCAACAAAGGAGAGCUGCACAAGAAGAGCAACAGAGAAGAGCUGUGCAUGAAGAGCAACUAAGAAUAGCACAAGAAGAAAAACAGUGGGUUGCUGAAGACCUUACAAGAAGAGCUGCACAAGAAGAGCAACAAAUGAAAGCUGCACAAGAAAAGCAACAGAAAAGAGCUGCAGUAGAAGAGCAACAAAGGAGAGCUGCACAAGACGAGCAACAGAAAAGAGCUGUACAAGAAGAGCAACAAAGGAGAGCUGCACAAGACGAGCAACAGAGAAGAGCUGUACAAGAAGAGCAACUAAGAAUAGCACAAGAAGAAAAACAGUGGGUUGCUGAAGACCUUACAAGGAGAGCUGCACAAGACGAGCAACAGAAAAGAGCUGUACAAGAAGAGCAACAAAGGAGAGCUGCACAAGAAGAGCAGCAGAGAAGAGCUGCACAAAAAGAGCAACAAAGAAGAGCUGCACAAGAAGAGCAACAAAGGAGAGCUGCACAAGAAGAGCAACAAAGGAGAGCUGCACAAGAAGAGCAACAGAGAAGAGCUGUACAAGAAGAGCAACAAAGGAGAGCUGCACAAGACGAGCAACAAAGAAGAGCUGUGCAUGAAGAGCAACUGAGAGUAGCACAAGAAAAACAAAGGGCUGCCGAAGAACUGAAAAGAAGAGCUGCACAAGAAGAGCAACAGAGGAAAACUACACAAGAAAAGCUACAGAGAGCUGCAGAAGAAGAGCUACAGAUGAGAGUAGCUCAAAGAGAGCAACAAAGGAGAGCAGUUCAGGAGAUUCAACAGAGGAAAGCAGCUUUGAUUGAGGAACAACGACAGAUUGAGGAGAAGAUACUUGCCAAUACUGAGGCAGACAAGAAAAGAAAACCGAGAGAAGGAGAUAAAGUUUUGCAUAUUUCAGAAGAGGAAAGGAUUGAACAGAUACAAAUGGAAGAGCAAAAGAGACAAAGGCAGAAAAAGGAAGAAUGGAUGAGAACUCAAACAGGGGAGGAAGAAAUGAGAGCUGUAGAAAGAGUAAAGAUCAUAAAGGAAGAAAAGCAAGCCAACGAGAGACCUAAACUUCAUGAAAACAGCCAAGAAGCACUGAAAAAUGAGAUGAGAGUGGAAAAAGAAGGCAUGCUAGCUCAAAGAGAGAAUAACAUCAAGGCUAACAAGAGGGAAGAAGAAAAGGUAACCGCUGACAGUGAGAAGGUGAGAGAUAAUCGGAAAGAGGAAAAAAGAGUAGCACAGGUGGAUGCUCUCCAGUACUAUGCCAUUACUUCAACAGAAUCAGAGACAAAACAAAGAGAAAGGCAACUAUGCUCCCCUUCACCCUCCCAACAAAGAAACAAUCUAUCAGAAAAUGAGUCAACUGAGUCCCACGGGUCCCACACGAGAUCUUAUAGACCCCAUGCCCCUGCAUCUCCAGCUCCAUCUCUGCCCCGAUCCAACACUUCCUCACCUGCUCUAGGAGUCAAGCCCUUAAUGUUCAGAGUAAAGGACAACACCUUCAGAGGUUCCACUUCCACCAAAUCGGUUAAGCCACGAUUCUAUAAGAGCUUUGGAGACGAUGUCCGGGUGGGUUCACCCAGUGACAGGGGAUUAGAGAAAAGAGAGGAAGGACAGGAGAAAAUAAGACACAGUGCUGGAACUCCUGUCCAGCAUCACACAGGUUUAAAUAGACUCACUGCUGUCAGUGAAUCUUCAACUUUCCAGUCAGCAUCUUCACCACAGGAUCACUCAGCCCCUAUCCCUCAUUAUAGGCCCUAUUCCAGGAGAAGCAUUGCUAUGGAGGAAGAUGACUCACGCUCUCUUAUCAGCAAUAUGUCUGAAGAUGUGGAAAGUUUUGCCACCAGUGCAGCAGACCUUGCAGACAUACGAGGUCUUUAUGACUACGAGAGACCAGAAUCAGCAUGUAGCUUCAGCAGUGAUGUGUCCCGUUCUUUGGGCAAGCCUCCAGCUGUUCCCCCAAAGAGCGAGAAAGCCCUACGGAGGGCUCAAAGGCUAACUACCCGGAGAAUGAAGAAAGAGUUGUCCAAAGUUGGCGCAGACAGCCUUUCUGGAGUUGAGAAAGAUGUCUCCACUAUUCGUUCCUCUUCAUCCACUGAGGUACGAUCCUCUAAUCGCCAUGCUAUGGCUUCCCCUCAUAUUUCCUCACCUGUCUCCCUUGCUAAUGCUCCUGUGUCAGGGUCCAGCUUGCCUUCCACCCAUACAGAACACCACUCUUUCCACGCUUCCCCUCAUGCCACUGGUCCUAUUUCUAUCCCUCAUACUGCCGCCGUUUCCCUCCCUGGUGUGUCUCAUUAUGCUACUGGCCCUGCUUCCCAUACUGCUGCUCCUAAGACUGUUGCUCAUGUUCCCUCUUCUCCCACUUUCCACCAAGCCCACCACCCAGCUCCAGUGACACAGUAUCAUGUAGAGUCAAGCUAUCCCCAGGCCUACCCUCUGACCCAGCGCAAGGUGCUGCAAGACCCCGGUUCUGGUCAGUAUUUUGUAGUGGACCUGCCUGUUCAAGUGAAAAAGAAGACUUUCUUUGACCCACAGACAGGAAAGUAUAUCCAACUGAAUGUGCGCGAGUCUGGCAAGAGCAUCUCACAACCUCAACCCCAGCAAACAUGCCCACAGCCUGAGAUGCAGAUCAAGUCCCAGCAACAGCCCUUCUCCCAGACUUUUCCUGCUGGCAAACCCUUUGUGCUUUAUCAAGGGUACCACGGUUAUCCCCAACACUACCAGCCUGCAAGUAUCAAUUCCCUGCAUCCCAACAAGUCGCAGGUUCCUGCAACUCUCCACCAGAACCAGCAGCCUGGACAUCAGGCUUUUGAACUGGGACAAAACUCUGAAGGGCAUCGCUACAGUCCAGAGAAGACCCCGUACAUGGACACGGUUAAUGACAAAGACAAAACAUAUAACACAAUUUACAGCACACAUGGCUCAUAUGAGUCGUUCCCAGAGUGUGACACAAACAGCCAGCUUGCAGGAAGCUCAGUUUGUGAAAAUGAUAACUCAGCCCACUCGCAAUAUAAUCCUCGUGAUAUAAUAGCUAUGAGUGAACUGGAGGACUUUAUGGAGGUGUCUGAUUGGUGAGAGUAAAGACUGAUAUUAAAUAUUUAAUAAAGUAAAGAGUGAAUGGAUCAUAAUAUACAUGAUUUUAAGUGGUUGCAAAUGACUUUUUCAAGUGAAAAUAGUCUCAGAAUGUUUUUGGUUUCUAGUUUUAAUAAGUCUCUAUAGCAAACUGUUAUAUUGUUUCUGCUUUUGGAGAUUCGCUGUUGAUUUACUUGUUUUACAGAGUUCACCAUUCCAUUUGACUUUGAAUGUGAGAAGCUAAGCUAUGCUUCUUGUGUAAACAGUGUCAUUAGCACUGCCUGUUCAACCUAACUGCAUUUUAUUAUAUAUCAUACGGUAUAUCAAAAGUUGUUUGGAAAAACUUUUGCUACUGACGAGCCUGCUUUACCUUUAAACACAAAUUGGAGAUUUUGAGAUUCAGAAGCAUAGUUUUUUAAUUCAGCCAUGUAUGAAGUGAAAAAAUGGUGAUGUGGCUGUUGCUGUUUUUAAGAAUUAAUAUCAUACAGUAGUCUAUUUUUAUAGCUGAAUGUUUGUAAAAAUUGUUUGGUUGCUGUGAAACAGUAGCGUGACAUGGGCUGAAUCAGAUAAUAAUCGAUUAAUAAUUUCUCAUCACGGUGUAUUUUAAACCUCUUUGUAAAAGUUAGAAAUAAACCAAAAGGAAAAGAUAAAAAGGUUCAUGCAAGAGGCUGAUUUUAUUUUACAACCAUAAUAUAAUGUAAUAUAAUGACAUCUUGUUCUGACUUCUGAAAUGUACCCUGGGCCUGAGUGAUUCAAAAUGAAGAGUCUUUUUAUGAUUGCAUAAGACAAUUACAAUGUGCUAUUGUAAUGUGCAGUAAUAUGUCCUGAGAGAUAAAGGAAAAUAACACUUUGUUGAUGGCAUUUAUUUUGUGUCCUUUUUACUGUAUGAAGCAAUCCAAAUGUUUAAAUCUUUUAAUAUUAUACCCACGAGAGUGUGAAAAUGUGCCUUCUUUUAUUUCCCUUGAUCCACACACUCCAAUUAAAUGUACGGUGCUGUGGUGAGAAUGCAUGCCUAUACUCUCCAGUUUAACAUAACCAUACAGCUGAUCCCCUGAGAAGCAGUAACCUGCUUUGACCACUGUGGGGCAGAGCAGAGUGCUUCAUCUGCUGGAGCAAAGACCUGAACUUAAGACCUGGGAAGAGAAAAACCUGAAGGAAACCCUGAACACAAGAUUUUAUUAAGAAGUCAAAAUCAGAAGUAUCAUUUUAACACAUGAUCCUCAAUUUAUAAAACUUGUACUGUGGCUUAACCUUAUAUUACAACUGUCUGUUUUUUCAAAAAAACAAACAAACAAACAAACAA
Molecule: messenger RNA, 13614 nt
Organism: Haplochromis burtoni (Burton's mouthbrooder)
Lineage: Eukaryota; Metazoa; Chordata; Actinopteri; Cichliformes; Cichlidae
Gene: cunh10orf71
Exons: 3
Coding region: 717-12314 (3865 amino acids)
Biological process (GO): positive regulation of calcineurin-NFAT signaling cascade
Cellular component (GO): Z disc
Source: RefSeq, a predicted model, not a curated record